CUCGGCUCUGAUUGGUCAGUUGGGGAGACAGGAAAUAAAACAUUGAUGGUUGCUCUUUAUUAUUCUGUGGAGGAUCUGCUAGCCCUCUCUAUACACAUUUGGCAAUAACGCCUGCAUUUUCUGAGGAAGGGGAAACUAACCAACUGCCAUCAUGUCGAGCAAAAGGGCCAAGGGAAAGAACACCAAGAAGCGUCCUCAGCGCGCCACCUCCAAUGUGUUCGCCAUGUUUGACCAGUCUCAAAUUCAGGAGUUCAAGGAGGCCUUCAACAUGAUCGACCAGAACCGGGAUGGAUUCAUUGACAAAGAAGACCUUCAUGACAUGCUGGCCUCAUUAGGUAAGAACCCCACAGAUGAGUACCUGGAGGAGAUGAUGAACGAAGCGCCGGGCCCCAUCAACUUCACCAUGUUUCUGACCAUGUUCGGGGAGAAGCUGAACGGCACAGAUCCUGAGGAUGUGAUCCGUAACGCUUUCGCCUGCUUUGACGAAGAGGCCACUGAUGGAUCGACUUCUCCCUCAGGUAUAAUCCAAGAGGACAACCUGCGGGAGCUGCUCACCACCAUGGGAGACAGGUUUACGGAUGAAGACGUGGACGAGCUCUUCCGAGAGGCGCCCAUUGACAAGAAAGGCAACUUCAACUAUGUAGCAUUCACACGCAUACUGAAGCACGGCGCUAAGGACAAAGAUGAUUAGUGACAGAUGUACAUUGUUAUUAUGGGUUAGACCAGCUAGAUCCUGUUACUUGGCAAGCUUCACUGUUGUAUAGCUUACUGAAGGUCAUUUGCAAGCUGCUUGUGGGAACACAGUGUACCACUGGACCCCCCCUCUAACUCCUCAACCACUACUCUCAAAGCUCAUUUGCACAUCUGUGAAAAAUUAAGGGUCUGUAUAAGCUAGUAAAACGUAUUAAAAGACCAUCAUGGAUAAAGCUGGAAAUAAACUGAAAAAAGGA
Gymnodraco acuticeps is the source of this 950-nucleotide messenger RNA. RefSeq names its product myosin, light chain 12, genome duplicate 2 (gene myl12.2). The transcript is spliced from 4 exons. Gene Ontology annotation, cellular component: cytoplasm. The coding region runs from base 152 to 691 and encodes 179 amino acids. The record is from RefSeq and is a predicted model, not a curated record. Gene Ontology annotation, molecular function: calcium ion binding. Lineage: Eukaryota; Metazoa; Chordata; Actinopteri; Perciformes; Bathydraconidae.